AUGCCCCGCUCAAGUGACGAGUCGAGCCUGGCUCUCCCCCUCCCACCAGUCGCGACUCAAUCUGCACCACCAGCAGACAAUGCGGCAGUUGAAUCGUCAAGCUUAGCUCUCCCCGAUGCUCCAGCUGGGACUGAAUCUGCAACACAACCCGAGAACCUCACAGUCGGAUCGUCGACCCUCGCCCUCUCUCCUCCUCGAGAUGGGAUUCAAUCCGCAACACAAGCUAAGGACACUGCAGUUGGCUCUGCCAGUGCUCAGGCAAACGCGCAGGAAACCCCAUUCAAAAACUGUUGCGUUGCGAUCUGCGGCCACCAUGAGCCACUCAAGACAGACGCUCUGAAGGCAAUGGUCAUUGGACUCGGUGCGAAGUAUUCGAGGAUUGUGCGAGCCAGCACGACCCAUCUGAUUACGACCGAAAGGGAAAUAGACAAUGAGGCCAAGCAGGUUGUUCGCUCUCGGGACGUCCAGACCUGCGAGGUCGUGUCUCUUCCUUGGCUUCUGGACUCAAGGGACGCCGGUCGCCCACUGCCAGCCAGCCGUUACCGUCUGGUCAAACCGACUCCUCUCGCAGCCGAACCAAACACCAAUGAAGCAAUUGCCCCGCGUCAUGGCCAGGUUGCUCGACCCGAGACACACGAGGAUGAAAGCGAGGAUGCUCCCGAGAGGCCAAACAAGCAUCGAAAGAUCAGACAUGCCCGUGAUGAGGCAGAAGUCCAGGCUCAGGCUCAAACUGUCGCUGCUACCGCAGAAGCCCAUCCCACCCCUGUCCCGGAGCACGCUCAGCCCCAAGCUGCUGUACGAACAGCCUAUGCCGUUCAAACCGCACAUUACGAAGCAGCCAUCAACAACUCCAUAAACAAUUGGCACCUACCAGGAUGGCGUUCAGCCGGGCCCCAGCCUAUUCACCACAACGUUCACGCUGCAGCGAAUUUGACCGCGGUCCCUGGACCUCAGCCAACUCGCAGUUACCACAACCAGGCCAUGCUGAACCCGUUCCCCGCGCACCAUCCAGAGCCGGCAUGGCGCCAGGGCGCACAGCAACGCAUUCACAAUCACAACGCUGCGGGCAAUCGAAUGCAAAUCCUGGGAGGGCCACUCCACCCUCGUUUCAAUGGGCGGACAGUCUGGCCGCAGGGUACACACCAGCCCUUUUACUACUAUGGCGAUGAGGAGAAUCACGUUCCGAACCCUGUCCCUGUCCCUGCCCCUGUCCCUGCCAACCCAUUUGCGCGGCGUGCCUUCGAAUGGCUUCGCCAAAACCGCGAUCGCAACCGCAACCAGUGA
Aspergillus calidoustus is the source of this 1284-nucleotide messenger RNA. Lineage: Eukaryota; Fungi; Ascomycota; Eurotiomycetes; Eurotiales; Aspergillaceae. The record is from the annotation of a GenBank genome assembly.